UUCUUGAAACAGUUGUAGUGAUAUGGCAGUAGUGGAGGGGAGCGGGCAGUAACGAAGUCUGCACAGAUACAAAUACUGAAAGUGUGUUUCGUACAAGAGGCAGAUCCGCUGGAUGUGGGUCUUGUCACCGAUGAACCAGAAGAGCUCAGCUGCAGAAUUCAAGACGAGACAAAAAAGCGCAGCCUCACUGCCUCAGGGCUACAUAUCCUCGGUCUGGCUGGCGUCAAGGUGCGGGUACGAGAGAGUGAGCGCCCACUCGGUCAAACUAUCUGACAAAAUGACACCCCAAUGACUCCGCACCUACCUUGAUAGAGACACAUAGGUUGGGAUGGCGAAGGAAACGAAAGGGAAAGCCGCUUCCCGUCAGCACAGUGCCUCCCACUGGCGGAUGCAGGACAUUGCACAGGAGUCUGUUGACAGCUCAGAUGAGGAGUUUUUCGAUGCCAGAGCAGAUGUGCUGGAGGGGAAGAGUGCCAUCCUCCUGGGGAUGAGCCAGUGGAACUCCAACGACCUGGUGGAGCAGAUCGAGACCCUGGGACACAUGGACCAAUCACAAGGGAGCCUGUAUCGCCUGGGGCGUCCUCGAUGUGUCCCUCAGAGUAGCAUCGACGGGUUAGAGGACAUGGAGAAGACCCAGUGUAAGACCCACGUGUUGCUGCUGGUGAUGCAUGGUGGGAACAUCCUGGAUACGGCAGGGGGAGACCCUGGCACCAAGGCUGGCGAUGCCACCACGCUGUCCUCUGUGCUGGAGAAGGUGGCUCGGGCACACUUCCAGGCCGCAGCAGAACAUGUGACGAUCAAGCUAGUGGCCUGCCCGGCUGUGUGUGCCGAGGCCUUCUCCCUCGUCUCCAAUCUGAACCCAUACAGCUAUGAUGAGAGCUGUGUGUCCAGCAGCGUUGACCACCUGCCCCUGGCCGCCCUCCCGCUCCUCGCCAUCGCAGCCCCACACUACCAGGACGCCGUGGCAACCCUCAUCACCCGCGCCAACCAGGCCUACCACAGCUUCCUCGUGUCCCAGGACGGACAGGGCUUCACCGGACAGGUGUGUGUGAUGGGCGACUGUGUGGGAGGUGUGCUGUGCUUCGACGCCCUGUGUUUCAGCAGCAGCAGUAGUAGCAGUCAGAGGCAGCACAGCAGUCCCAGCAGCAGCAGGAACAACAGCACUGAGAGCCUCAAGGAUAACCCUGAGGACAGCCCCUGUCACAGCCCCAGCCUUGGCCUCAGCUCCAGUAAGAGGCUGAGUAAGAGUAACAUUGAUAUCUCGGCCCUGCCCAGCGAUGGACACAACCAGGCCAGACAGCCCCUCAGCAGGAAACAGAGUGACUCGUAUGAUGGAGACACAUCUACUGGACAACACAGCUUCUUCAGCAGUCUGAUGCAGGAGGGGGUGGACCUGCGCCCCGGCAGCAGCAGUAGUCUGAUUUUGAACCCAGGGAGGUUUGACUUUGAGGUCUCUGAAUGUUUCCUGCUGGGCUGUCCACUGGGUCUGGUGUUGGCCAUGAGACGCACGGUACUGCCUGCUGUCCAGGUGAGUCAACUCCGCCCUGCCUGCACCCAGAUCUUCAACCUGUUCUACCCCUCGGACCCCUCUGCCUCCAGACUGGAGCCCCUGCUGGAGCCCCUCUUCCACAAGCUGCCCCCCUUCCCCAUGCCGCGCUACCAGCGCUACCCCCUGGGAGACGGACGCUGCACACUUAUAGCUGACAGUAUCCAAAGUCACCCAGAGGUGUUCCUGGAGGCAGAGCCCAGUCCUGGUGCCCCGACCGUGCCCCCUUCCCCUGAGACAGACAGCAGUGGAAGGGGAGGAGGAGGAGGGCGCAGAGCCAGUGUGACCAGCGUGGACAGUGAGACGUCCUUCUGCUCUGUGGGCCGCAUGAGUAGCACCAUCACCAACAUUUCCAGUAGCUGGUGGGGCACUAAGAGGUUGGACUAUGCUCUGUACUGUCCAGACGUGUUGACCUCCUUCCCCACUGUGGCACUGCCUCAUCUCUUCCAUGCCUCCUACUGGGAGUCCACUGAUGUAGCUGCGUUUCUGCUCCGACAGCUCAUACAAUGCGACAGUGUGAAGGCCCAGGAAGCUGACAGCAAGGACUCAGCCCCCUUCUCUCCAUCCAGCCCACGGGAGAAGUGGCUUCGCAGGAGGACGCCUGUCAAACUGAGGAAUGUGACUGGCAACCACAGGGUGAAUGAUAUCAUCGCCACAGAGGAGGGACCACAGACGCUGGUUGGUCGGUUCAUGUACGGCCCACUGGACAUGGUGACUCUGACUGGAGAGAAGGUGGACAUUCUCCUAAUGACCCAGCCCCAGUCCGGCCGUUGGGUCCACUUUGACACAGAGGUGACCACCAGUAGUGGCAGAGUGGUCUACACCAUCCCCAAGAGCAAGAAGCUGGCCACCGGGGUCUACCCUAUCAAAAUGAUGGUCAAGGGAGAUCAGACGAGUGCAGAGGCCUACCUGACGGUGUUGCCCAGGGGGAUGGAGUGUGUGGUGUUCAGCAUCGAUGGCUCCUUCGCUGCUAGCGUCUCCAUCAUGGGCAGUGACCCUAAAGUCCGCCCCGGAGCAGUGGACGUCGUCAGACACUGGCAGGACCUGGGCUAUCUUAUCAUCUACAUCACAGGGAGGCCAGACAUGCAGAAGCAGCGCGUGGUGUCAUGGCUGUCCCAACACAACUUCCCCCAGGGCAUGAUCUUCUUCUCUGAGGGCCUGGUCCACGACCCACUGAGACAGAAAACCAUCUUCCUCAGGAAUCUAGUGCAGGAGUGUCACAUUAAGAUCAACUCAGCCUAUGGCUCCAUGAAGGACAUCUCCGUGUACAACAUGCUGGGUCUGAGUCCUUCACAGAUUUACAUUGUGGGCAGGCCUUCCAAGAAGUACCAGAAUCAAUGCCAGUUCCUAAGUGAUGGCUAUGCAGUGCAUCUCUCCUCACUGCAGUUUGGCCACCGGACCAGAUCCAAGAAGACCUCCUCGGUCCGCAUGGUCCUGAGGAAAGGCUCCUUCGGCCUCUCUGCCAAACCUGACUUCCUGUGUAAACGCACCCACCUGAGGAGAACCAUGUCUGUCCAGCACCCUGACCCUCCCUGCACCCCCAACCCUAAGCCUGAGCGGGCCCAGAGCCAACCAGAGUCUGAUCAGGAUCCCGGGGGAGGAGGAGGGGGCGGCGGCCAUGGUGUCUGGGGGCGGGCCUCCAUACACCGUGGAGACGCCACACCCUGACAGACAGAGAGAGAUGGAGGGAAGAUGGACAAGGAGGAGGACAAGGGUCUCAUUGUCCAGGGCCAAGUGUCGUCACCUAUAUUGGAUCUUCUGCUGGUAUCAGUUGUGUUAACCUCCUGCUUGGCUGCUUGGCUGCUUGGCUGCUUGGCCCUCUACACAUCUUCAACAGCUUCUCCAUUCCCAGGACUCAUGUCUAAUAUUCCUUAAGCUUUCACCUAAUGCUUGAAACAGCCAUGCAUUCAUCCUAAUGCGGCCUCUCAAGCUCAAAUUAUGUCCACGUUUUUUCAGUGGCAGUGCUAUUGAAACAGUAUGUUGUUUUUUGUCAAGCAAAGAGAGAGAGACACUUUGGUCAUUUGUAUCAUGGUGCAGAAACACUUGCUGCAGAACAGGAGAUCAACACACAGUUAAAUGCUAGAAGACUCCCUCUCGUCCCCCACUGGGAAUGAGAUCCUGUUGAAACCUAUGGAGCAAUGUUCUAGCCCAAGCAAUAUACCAUCAGGAGAUGUUCCAGAUAGUGUGUUCAUUGACCUGUUGUGUUGACAGGUGGCAGAGCUACACUGACAUACUCCUGCAAUUAUCAUUUAUAUACAUAGAACAGACAUUGUGUCCCUCUCUAUGGUCUGUGUCCCCAGGAGUGCUGUGGGCCUCUGGCUGCUUCACACUGUGGACAUUAACCUUAUGUUCCUCAGCCCGGCUGACCUGACCUAACCCCACUCCAGCCUCAGCCCUAUAGCCAUCCAUCCAUCUCUCCCUCUCUCAUUCAGUUAGUCAGUGAGGCAGAACACGGCUUCAGACAGCAGCCUGGUAGGGGGUCUAUGUCCACUGAACCGACGACAGAGUGGACAGCCGAAAGCUGCUCUGUCUUGCACUAUCCAAGUACUACAGUAUACCGCGGUGCUUGGUGUUCUGUAGCUCUGAAUCCUAAAGGAUGUGUUGUAUCUCAGCACACUCGCUGCAGGCUGUGACAAUGCCUGUGGAAUGCUGUUACUCCUGGUGGCUCAGAUACAAUAGCGGGAUUUGCUUGCUGUUGUUGUGAUCUUAUAUCUGACUGCAGAUGUGGAACUACAUGUUUUACUCCUCUGUCAGGAUCCUGGGCAUGUAUGGAUGGACUGAGUAUGAUGUGCUUUGUAAAGCUGUUUGAGGGAAUGGUUGUACUGAUUUGACCAAAAUUCUUUACAGGGUUGUGAUGAGAUAGACUCAGACAUCAGAGUAGUCAUGACGACCUCACAUGAGGAAUGAUGAAACAACUGAUUGAAUAUUGUUAUUGUCAGAAGUCUAAAAUGUGGAACUGACACUGAGAAGUGAAUAUGUUCUAUGAACGGUAUAUCUUUCAAUAGAUCCUAACUUCUUGUCGGGUGAAAUAACAUCAUUCAGAAUGUUCUAGCUUCCAUCCAUUUUAGGAAAGCUACAUCUUGAACUGUAAGGGUUGUCGUUGGGACUAAUGAAGGGGUGUGUCUAUUGAUAUGAGAUACCAUGUCAUCAUAUUUACUGUACUAUGGUGGGUUAGGAAAAGAUCUGACCACUCUGUGCAACUCACAUAUUUUUCUAUAAUGAAAACUGUGUACAGAAAUAUUUUAAAAGUGUGUUUUUUUAACAUGGUUGUUUAACGUGACUGAUAGUUACUUUUGCCUUAAAUUGUAUUUUGUUGUUGUGUAGAAUUAUGAAAAUUACAUUAUUAUCCUAAUUGCUUGACCAAAGUAGGAGUUUGACAUUCAUGAGAAAGUGUGUUGUAUCGACUUGAUAUUUUGUCUUGUAUACAUUUGAAGUAUAUUCUGAAAGGGAGUCAUGCGUCAUGCAUGCACUGUGAGUGUGUGUUAUUGUGUGUGUGUGUACGUUUCUGUAUAUUCAAGUAUUAAGUAUUUAUGGUGUAAAUACCUGUAGCUCCAAUAUGCUCCUGAGCACAACAAGUAAAGACCAUGUAUUCUGGAGGGAGAAGUCAAAGGUUGGUCAGUGUUGCCUGUUCUUCAAGGCAGGAGUAGUAGUGUGUUCUUCAAGGCAGGAGUAGUAUUGUGUUCUUCAAGGCAGGAGUAGUAUUGUGUUCUUCAAGGCAGGAGUAGUACUGUGUUCUUCAAGGCAGGAGUAGUAUUGUGUUCUUCAAGGCAGGAGUAGUAUUGUGUUCUUCAAGGCAGGAGUAGUAUUGUGUUCUUCAAGGCAGG
This is a messenger RNA of Oncorhynchus nerka (sockeye salmon), 5370 nucleotides long. RefSeq names its product membrane-associated phosphatidylinositol transfer protein 3-like. Gene Ontology annotation, cellular component: COPII-coated ER to Golgi transport vesicle; cytoplasm. The record is from RefSeq and is a predicted model, not a curated record. Gene Ontology annotation, molecular function: metal ion binding; glycerophospholipase activity. NCBI's taxonomy places the organism in Eukaryota, Metazoa, Chordata, Actinopteri, Salmoniformes, Salmonidae. The transcript is spliced from 20 exons. Bases 329 to 3214 code for a protein of 961 amino acids.